CACUCGGCACCGGUUGGCGUUUCAUUCGAUCGUAGCAACCGUUGGUAGACGUACACUAUCAAGAACCCGUAGCGAAGAAAAUGGCAUCGUACAAGGUUGAGCAGCUACCGUCGCCACUGUCCGUGCUUGGGGAAGGACCUCACUGGGAUGUGGAACGACAGAGCCUGUACUACAACGAUAUCUACGGAGGAUCGAUCCAUCGUUACGAUUACGCUGAGAAUAAGACCUACAACGCAACCAUCGAUGGCUUCCCGGUGAUCUCGUUUAUCAUCCCAGUCAAGGGUAACGAUCAUCACUUUAUCAUCGGCACCGAUCGUAAGGUAACCCUUGUCGACUGGGAUGGUCGCUCGGAGAAGGCCACUUUCGUCCGUACGGUCGGUUCAGUGGAACCGACCCUGGAGGACAACCGUUUCAACGAUGCGAAGGUGGACAGCAAGGGACGCUUCUAUGGCGGUACUAUGCGGCUCGAGGCUAAGGGUGACAUCUUCGAGAUGCGCCUCGGUACCUUCUACCGGUACGACGCCAAGCGCGGUGAGUUUGUGACGCUGAAGAAGCAGAUCGGUGUCUCGAACGGGCUGUGCUGGAAUGAGACGGGUAACCUGCUCUACUACAUCGAUUCCUGUGAUCUGGACGUGAAGGAGUACCAGGUGGAUGAAAAUGGUGAUCUAUCCGGUGAGCGUGUUGUUAUUGAUUUCCGUGUCAAUGGCGAGAAACCUUCGUUCGUGCCGGACGGUAUGACCAUCGAUGCGAACGGUUCGCUGUAUGUCGCUACGUUUGGCGGAUCUACCGUUUACAAGGUUAACUCAAAAACGGGUAAUGUGGAGCUGGAGAUUAAGUUGCCAUGCGAGCAGGUGACGUCGGCUGCAUUCGGAGGACCGAACUUGGAUAUCCUGUACGUGACGACAGCGGCCAAGGAGUUUAAGACGCCGCAACCCGCCCCGGCUGGUGCACUGUUUGCGGUAACUGGACUCGGUGUGAAGGGAACUCCCAUGUACCCAGUUGAUCUGAGCUAG
Anopheles maculipalpis is the source of this 1013-nucleotide messenger RNA. RefSeq names its product regucalcin-like. Bases 81 to 1013 code for a protein of 310 amino acids. Gene Ontology annotation, molecular function: calcium ion binding; gluconolactonase activity. NCBI's taxonomy places the organism in Eukaryota, Metazoa, Arthropoda, Insecta, Diptera, Culicidae. Gene Ontology annotation, biological process: L-ascorbic acid biosynthetic process. The transcript is spliced from 5 exons. The record is from RefSeq and is a predicted model, not a curated record.